Messenger RNA from Blepharisma stoltei, 846 nucleotides. The record is from the annotation of a GenBank genome assembly. Lineage: Eukaryota; Ciliophora; Heterotrichea; Heterotrichida; Blepharismidae.
AUGCUAAGAGCACUUCUAAGACACACAGGAUCAAAGCCUCUUAUUCGUAGCCCUUUACAGUGAUCAAACAUUGCAAGGCUGAUCUUCUCUCAAGACCAUUCUUUAGCCAAUCAAAUCUACAACUCAGUAGUAGAAAAGCAUAAAAAAUCAUUUCAAAAAUUAAACCUAAAGCAGCAUGAUAGGAUCAUCGAUCUCAUCAUUUCUGCAUAUAUGAAAGAGCCAGCCAACGAAGCUUUAAAAUCAAGACUCACUGACUUUCAAGGAAUUUUUGAAGAAAAUGAAGGGCGUCUGAGGAUUUCUCGAGCCUGGAUUGACGCAAUUCAGCAGGAAACCAAAAUCAAGCUAUUCCCAGACCGCUUGCUAAAAAUCCCUGACAGAAAUCUCGAUAACAGACACUACGCUGAAAUUAUUCACAAUAUGCACACAGCAGCUUAUAAUAUCAUGACCUAUAAGAAAUUAGAGCCUACAAUGAACUUUUUUUAUAGAGGGAUUUUCCCAGUCCAUGAUAAACUUGAGCUUAAAGGGAAUUUAGGCGACAAAUUAAGGCUAGAAAAUGAUGAAAUCAAGAUAAAAGAUGAGGUACAUAUAAGAUGCUGCUCAAUAAAGCCUCACGCGUGUGAAAAUUAUGAUUUUGACCCAACUCCUAAUGUAACUUUUAUUAUUGCACGUGGGAUGGACGAUAAUGGAAAGCAAUCUAUAUGUGUAAUGCCUACUGUGCUGUUUUCUGUGCAUGAUUUGCCGAAAUUUAGGUAUAAAGGCAAUGCUGAGCCGGAUAGUAUUUUCCUCGUCAAUAAAGCAAAACUGAAAGAGUUUUUUUAUUUAUUUGAACAAGAAAUGGUCCGAUAA